CACCCAGUGCUCUGUGCCACACUGGGAGCCCCAACCCUGAGCUACAGAGCUUUGGCACUUUGAGGGUUAACAACAAGAGGAUCCCCUCCUCACCUUACACUGGCAGGAGGCCAAGCUAGGGUGGGUGUUGCUGGGGGAGCCCCUGCCCCAGGCAGAGCUUCUCAGUCAUGUCCCUGAGGGGGGUCACCGCCUGGUGCUGUCCCUGAGUGAGGGUGGCACAGGGGCAGCUGUGACAGGAAGUGCUCACGGCCCAGCCGUUCCCAUGGAGACUCUCGCUGCCCAGCAACCACACUGGCUACUGCUGAUGUCAGGCGGCCAACUCCUGUUCCCGUGGGUGUUCUGGGCAGGGAGCUGGGGGCAAGGCCAGGGUGGUGGCUGGUGAGGGGCUGGUGUGAGGUGGGCAGGGGCUGCAUGUGUAUGCUUGUUGUGUGUGUGUGCGUGUGCGUGUGCGUUUGAGUGUGCUUAAGUGUGAACAACCCACAUAGAAGCUCGUCUCCUCCCCUUCUCCCCUUGGCUUUAAAGUAAAACAUUGCUCUGCUAGGGUGGGGCGGGGUUCUAAGGAAGCUGGGGGCAUGUAAGACUUGAGGGGACUUGGAAGGUAUGUGCAGUCUUUGUCUGGGGAUAGAGGUGUCUGAUGGAGUAGAUUUGUAUAACCAUGACUCUGUAUGUGUGUGUGGGGUGAGGCUCUAAAUUACAAUGGGGUUUCCUUAAUCCUAUCUGAAGGUGGAAUUCCAUGACUGAACCUGUCUGGAGACAGACCUCCGCCCUUUGCCCGACGUCGCCAUGACGGGCACAUGUACCCGGGAGUGCAGCGAGUUUGGUCACUCUGACACAUGCUGGAUGCCUGGCCAGUCGUCUCCCAGCCGCCGGACCAAGAGCAGCGCCCUCAAACUCUCCACCUUCGUGCCUUACCAGGACCGAGGAGGGCAGGAGCCUGCGGGCGCCGGAAGCCCCAGCCCCCCGGAAGACCGGAACACCAAAACGGCCCCCGUGCGCCUCCUGCCCUCCUACAGUGCCUUCUCCCACAGUAGCCAUGACUCCUGCAAGGACUCGGCCACCUUGGAGGAAAUUCCCUUGACCCAGACCUCGGACUUCCCACCCACAGCCACACCGGCAUCUGCCCAGACCGCCGCCAAGCGUGAGAUCUACCUGUGAGCCCCCUUCUGGCCGGCGGCCACCCCUCCCCCAGUCGCCGGCCAGCUCCCAACUGGGUCUAUUCCAGGGCCCCACUCCUUCCCUCCAGCGUGGACUCUGUGGCCAGGGCCCGAUCUAUGGGAGUACUGGCUUCAAGACCACGUUGGCCCUUGCCCCCAUGCAGGGUCCAAGUCCUUUCCCCCAUUCCUACCCCUUAGCCCCGAGGAGCCCCUUCCUCCCCCGACUAUGGGGCUCCACCCAGUGGAUGCCCUUGAGGGCUCCUCUGCAAUGACUGGGCUCCCUUCCAUCUACUUCUAGGGAGCACCCCCUUGCUUUGGGCAGACGGUGGAGUCAAGAGUGGGCAGCACACUUUAAAUCAUUGUUUCCUGUAUGGCUGACCAGGGCAGUGUAGCCUUGCAGCUGGGUAAACCUGGGGACUUACUCCCCAGGAAUGCUCAAAGGAAACUUUCCACCACCGGGGCUCUCUGAAGGGCUGUUGUUACCAAAGGUGGGGUGGGGAUUGGGGUGAGAGUGCUGUGAAGGCCUCUUCCAGUACUGCUCCUGGGCUGGCCCACCUGCCUGUCACAGGCUCAUGCCUGAUCCCACCUGGGCACCCCCUUCCCUGCUGGUCUUGCGGUGUCUGUAUAUAAGGACCUUGGAAUGAUGUCCCCCACUUCUGCCUGAUUUGCAACUUUUCUUGUUGAUGUUGUGUUGUCUUGGGGGGGCCCCUCUGGGGGGACCUGCCCUGUGCCCCUCCUCCCUGCCGCAGUGCCCCCCAGGCCUCUAUUGUUCCAUGUUGUAAAUACCCCUGGGGCUGUGGAAGGAUGGGGGUGCAGGCCAAGGAAACAAAGGGUGGGUGGGGGUGGGGACGGGGGUAACAUUCGCCUAUCAGCAGAGCUGGGCUUUUAUUUAAUUUUUUUUUUAAAAAAUACAAAUCUCUAUUUUUUUGGAA
This is a messenger RNA of Rattus rattus (black rat), 2086 nucleotides long. Its product is annotated as protocadherin 18-like. NCBI's taxonomy places the organism in Eukaryota, Metazoa, Chordata, Mammalia, Rodentia, Muridae. The record is from RefSeq and is a predicted model, not a curated record. Bases 784 to 1155 code for a protein of 123 amino acids. The transcript is spliced from 2 exons.